AUGGAGGGCGGCAAGGACGCCGCCGGUGGUGGCGGCACCAAGUACCGCGGCGUCCGGAAGCGUCCAUGGGGCAAGUUUGCCGCCGAGAUCCGCGACCCGGAGCGCGGUGGGGCUAGGGUCUGGCUCGGCACGUUCGACACGGCCGAGGAGGCCGCGCGGGCGUACGACCGGGCGGCGUUCGCCCAGCGUGGCGCCACCGCCGUGCUCAACUUCCCCGGCGAGAUCGCUGGGGCUACCAGGAGGGGCGCCGGAGGGUCGUCGUCGUCGUCGUCUGCUGCUGCUGCUGCUGCCCCCGCCGCCGCCUCGUUGAGGGCGACGGGGAGGGGCCGCGGGGACGGGGAGAAGAUCGAGCUGGAGUGCCUGGACGACAAGAUCCUUGAGGACCUCCUAGACGAUGGCAAGAAGAACAAAGGAAAAAAGAACAGAAAGGAAAAGUACAGGGAAACCAGGCCCAAAAGAAAAAGUACAACAAAGCUAUAG
Messenger RNA from Sorghum bicolor (sorghum), 480 nucleotides. Its product is annotated as ethylene-responsive transcription factor ERF096. The transcript has 2 exons. The coding region runs from base 1 to 480 and encodes 159 amino acids. Gene Ontology annotation, biological process: regulation of DNA-templated transcription; ethylene-activated signaling pathway. Gene Ontology annotation, molecular function: DNA binding; DNA-binding transcription factor activity. The record is from RefSeq and is a predicted model, not a curated record. Lineage: Eukaryota; Viridiplantae; Streptophyta; Magnoliopsida; Poales; Poaceae.